Molecule: messenger RNA, 729 nt
Organism: Drosophila grimshawi
Lineage: Eukaryota; Metazoa; Arthropoda; Insecta; Diptera; Drosophilidae
Product: FUN14 domain-containing protein 2
Exons: 3
Coding region: 151-624 (157 amino acids)
Biological process (GO): autophagy of mitochondrion
Cellular component (GO): mitochondrial outer membrane
Source: RefSeq, a predicted model, not a curated record
CGGCCUCUUGUUUUUGUUUAGAACAGCAGCUUCAGUAUUGCGAAUCUCUAAAAACUGAAUUGAAGUUCUCUUAGGUUAAAUUAAAUUAAUCUUAACUUGAACGGCGAAUAAAAACGUAUUAUCUAACAAAGAACUGACAGCGAUACGGCGAUGGAAGGAGCAUCAAAGUUUUUAAAAGGAGUGCUUGGCGAUAUAAGCACCCGUUCAGCUUACUCGCAGCUGCUGAUAGGUGUAUCAUCAGGAUGGGCGACUGGGUACACAACAAUGAAAUUUGGAAAGUUCGCGGCCUUUGCUAUUGGCGGAAGUAUUAUCUUAAUAGAAAUUGCACACCAGGAAGGAUUCAUUAAAGUCGACUGGCCGAAGUUAACUAAAGGUGUUGACAAACUAGCUGAUAAGGUUGAGGAAUCAAUAUCAGGCAGAGAUCAAAAUUGGUUAGAUAAGACGGAAAGAUAUGUGGAUCGCAAACUGGACCGAGUUGAGAAUACACUCAAAGGCAAAUCAAAUAAAGUGAAGAAAUGGUACGCCAAAUAUAUUGGAGACGAAGAUGGGCCAAAAAUCAAUGAUCUUCAUAUAUUUUUAACCGCAUUCGUUGGAGGAAUUGCCUUGGGCAUUGCAUCUGGAUAAUUAAAUAUUUAAAUAAUGUAUUAUGUGUUAACUAAGGCAAAUGCAAAUUCGUUUCGGUUCUCAUAAAGCAAAUAAAUCAUAUGCUUAAACCGAUUUCAUAUUAUA